This is a messenger RNA of Brassica napus (rape), 790 nucleotides long. RefSeq names its product peroxisomal fatty acid beta-oxidation multifunctional protein AIM1-like. The coding region runs from base 161 to 472 and encodes 103 amino acids. Gene Ontology annotation, cellular component: peroxisome. Gene Ontology annotation, biological process: fatty acid beta-oxidation. Lineage: Eukaryota; Viridiplantae; Streptophyta; Magnoliopsida; Brassicales; Brassicaceae. Gene Ontology annotation, molecular function: (3S)-3-hydroxyacyl-CoA dehydrogenase (NAD+) activity. The record is from RefSeq and is a predicted model, not a curated record. The transcript has 3 exons.
AAGGAUGAAUCCUUAAUUAAGGAGAAGAAGGAUCAAGUCCUUAAUAUGCUGGCGCAACGGGAUUGGUUCGAGCUUUCUAUUUUUUUUCCUUGAUACAAAAAUAAAAAAACACAGAUCUUUAUCCGAUUACGAGAGAAAGUUAGAAACUUUGUUAAAAGCUAUGGCGAAGAAGAUGGGAGUGACGAUGGAAGUAGGGAACGAUGGCGUUGCUGUGAUCACCAUUUCGAAUCCUCCUGUUAACUCUCUGGCCAGCCCAAUUAUUUCUAGGUUGAAGGAGAAGUUUCAAGAUGCGAAUCAUAGGAGUGAUGUUAAGGCCAUCGUCUUGACAGAGAACGGUGGAAGAUUCUCGGGUGGUUUCAACAUCAAUGUUUUCCAGCAAGUGCAUAAGACUGGUACACAAGCGGCAUUACUGGUAUUAACAAAGACGACGCAGUUCAUCUCUUCCAGUCCAUGCUUCGGUCUGAAGCAAUGAGUUUGAUAGAUCGGAUGGUGGAACACGGCUUCCGACCUGAUGGAGUUACCUAUGGAACGGUUUUGAACAGAUUGUGCAAGUACGGGGAGACUUCCAUGGCCUUGGAUUUUCUCAGGAAGAUCAAGCACCAGGAAGCCGCUUGUUGCUGCAGUUGAAGGAUUAGCUCUUGGUGGUGGUUUAGAACUGGCUAUGGUGAGACUUUUCAAGUUUAUUUUUAAAAGUAUCUUUUUGUUGUUGUUCUUGUGUUGUUCUUGUGUUGUUGAUUGUACUACUUGUAAAAAAAAAAUAUAUCUAAGGAUUUCAUAUUGGAUAACACCA